ACAACGUUUAAAAAAAUAUUCAACGAUUGACAUUUGACCACGGAUCUGUCAUAAGGGUCACAAUAAGUAUAAUCAAAAGAAAUUGAAUCAGAGAAAUUUAAAUUUUAAAAGAUCAAACCUCAGCAAAGGCUUAAAAUGGAGGAGAACUUUAAAGUGCCCAGUUUAGACAACCGAAUCAAGUUUGUCGCACGUAAAUCAUCUGAAAAAUCAUCGAACGACAACAGCGAACAACCGUCCAGUACGUCUGACAGUGAAUUGUCGCCCGAUGCGGACAAGAAAACCAAAACAAAUCCACCACCAGUGAAACAAAGUCAACUGAAAUGUCCAUACGUUGAACCGAAAUGGUCGGAAAAGUCAGAGCAUGUGUACAGUUUUGAAGUUCUAAAAGGUGGCCUCAUCGCAGAAACGUUUAAGGAUCUGCAAAAUAAGGCGUAUUGGUUAAUUGGAAAAUUGCCGGAUAACCACAUAUCAAUGGCUCAUCCAACAGUGUCACGUUAUCACGCUGUGUUUCAGUAUCGACCUGAUGUCAAGAGCGAAUCUGAUGAGACUGCCGAAGAAGAAGCUGAAAGUGAGGUAAAGAAACCAGACAUCGAAAAGGGAUGGUAUUUGUACGAUCUGAACAGUACACACGGCAGUUUUGUCAAUAAGACGCGAAUACCUCCAAAAACGUACGUCAGAGUGAGGGUUGGAUAUAUGCUGAAAUUCGGUGGCAGUACACGGAAUUUCAUACUACAGGGUCCCGAAUUCGAUGAAGAAGCGGAAUCCGAUUUGUCGGUGACUGAAAUCAAGGAACUUCGCCGUAAAAAGGAGGAAGAAUAUGUGGAAAAUCUAAAAGCUGAAGAGAAACGUAAAGAAUCUGAAGGCAUCAGUUGGGGCAUGACCGAAGAUGCCGAAGAAGAAACUGAUCUCUCGAUAAAUCCAUUUGCUACAACCAAUAACGAAGAGCUGUUCCUGCAAGAUCCGAAGAAAACGCUUCGAGGGUACUUCGAACGAGAAGGACACGAUCUGGAUUACAAAGUGGACGAAAUGUCUCCCGGAACAUUUUUAUGUCGAAUUGAACUGCCAGUGAGUGAUGCGAAUGGGCGACCGAUGAUAGCUGAGGUGUGUCACAAGGGCAAGAAAAAGGAAUGCGUUCUACAGUGUGCUCUCGAAGCAUGUCGGAUACUAGACAGACAGGGAGUGUUAAGGCAAGCGAAUCAUGAAUCACGCAAAAGGAAAAUUGAGCAUCACUCCGAUUCGGACGGCGAUGAUGAGUUUUACGAUAGAACUGGAGACGUGGAACGAAAAAAGCAGCAACGAGAAGCAGGAAAUCAGAGGAACGCCCUCAGCUACAAUGAAUUGUUGGAACAGGAACAGCAGCUUUUACAAAAUUUAAGCGAAAUAAACACAAAAAUUGACAACUACAAGAAACUGGAAAAGAAGCUGAAAGAGCGAUCGUACCAGGAGGAUGACUUAGACGAAUUCAUGUCUACUUUGACCAGCGAGACACUGAUUGAUAAAACAGAAAUCCGAAAAUUAAGGUUUGAAGCGCAACGCAUCAAUAACGAGCACACCAAUCUGAAACGUUUAAUUAAAAUUGCCCGUCCUGUUGAUCUCAUGCCUUUGCAUACAGAGACGAAGCAAACAGACAGCACGAAGAAAACUCCAACGCUUCCCCUGUUCGGCAAACGUGGCACAUUCAAAUACACUUCUGUUGCACCUGAAGUCAAAUCGAGGAAUUCCGUUCUACCAAUAACCAACAACCAAUCUGAUGAAGAAGAAGUUGAAGAAAUGGAUGAAAAGGAAGACACAGAAAAAGCCGCACCUGUGGAUAAGAAGACGGUUUUAGACAGUGAACAAAUUGCUGAGCCUUCAACAUCAUCCCGAUUGAUCAGUAUUCCAUCCAAACCAAUCGAACAAGAAUCGAAAGCUGAACCGUCUGAAGUUCAAGACAAAACUGUAGUUCCUGAUGCCAACGCUGAAGCUAAUACAAAAACAAUUAGUACAACUGGCAGUAACAACAGCAGUAGCACCAGUAACAGCACAAAGAAAAAGCGUAAUCGGAUUCGGAUCCGUACAGAUAAAAAUCGAGAGAAUGUUGAUUUUGAUGAAGAAAUGGUUGACACAGAGAAAUAUUCCACGUGGCUUCCCCCUCAAGGUCAGAGUGGAGAUGGUAGUACCGAUUUAAAUGUAAAAUAUGGCUAUUAAUAAAACCAUAACCCAAACAGUCAUCUGUCUCAUUAGACGCGUACAAGACUUA
Bradysia coprophila is the source of this 2239-nucleotide messenger RNA. Its product is annotated as kanadaptin. Gene Ontology annotation, molecular function: protein binding. Lineage: Eukaryota; Metazoa; Arthropoda; Insecta; Diptera; Sciaridae. The record is from RefSeq and is a predicted model, not a curated record.